UAAAAAAUGUAGCCCAACUACUUGGGAAGGAGGACUCCAUAACACAAGACAUGUCUCUCUAAAGGAGAACAAACACCAUCAACUUUUACAAAGAAGAAGAAGAUUGAUGGAAGAUUCAUCAUUUCAUCACACCUGAUCAUUUUGUUUCUUCUUAAUUUCUCAGGUAACAGGAACACGAGGAGGAAGUGUUUAUUAGAAAUAUAUAUAAUUUUUUUUUUUACAUAAGAACACUAAUUUUCCUCAUGCCACGUGAAGACUCUGACAUGACAGCAUUCGGUUAAUAUAUUUUCUGUAAAGUGAAAUAUAUUACAUCACUUUUAUUGAAUUUAAUGAGGAUUUCUUUUUUAUUUAAAAAAUGACUACACUGGAGAGUAAAUGGUUAUUUUGUGCGCUCGCGCUGCUGGCGUUAUCGUGCGCCCAAGCCAAGGACCCGGCGGGAAAGGCUAAUGGUGUGCGCGCGCUGAACGUCACGGCCGCCCGACACUCGCGCGCGCCGCCGCCCAUGUGCACGGGACCCACGGAAAUUCGGGACGUCUUCAAGUACAUAAACGCAGCCGUGUCGUGUCUCGUGUUCGUAGCGGGGAUCGUGGGCAACUCGGCGCUACUGCGUAUCAUCUACGCGAAUGAGCGCAUGCGCAACGGGCCCAACCUGCUCAUCGCAAGCCUGGCGCUCGGUGACCUCGUGCACAUCGUAAUCGGCAUCCCAGUUAACGUGUACAAGCUUCUGGCUGAAGACUGGCCUUUCGGUGUUGGGGUCUGCAAACUGGUUCCUUUUGUGCAGAAGGCAUCUGUUGGCAUCACAGUCUUGAGUUUGUGUGCAUUAAGCAUAGACAGAUACCGUGCGGUAGCGUCGUGGAGCCGCAUCAAAGGAAUCGGAGUGCCCAAGUGCACGACCAUUGAGAUCAUACUGAUAUGGUUGCUCUCCAUCAUUCUGGCAGUGCCUGAGAUCAUUGCCUUUGACAUGAUCACUAUGGAUUACAAAGGAGAUCACCUGAGGAUCUGCCUACUUCAUCCCAUGCAAAAGAACCCAUUCAUGAAGUUUUAUAAAUCAGCAAAAGACUGGUGGCUCUUCAGCUUUUACUUCUGCAUGCCACUGGCCUGCACUGCCAUCUUCUACUCCCUCAUGACCUGUGAAAUGCUGCGAAGGAGGGACAGCGUGCAGAUUGCUCUGAACGACCACUUGAAACACAGACGUGAGGUGGCCAAGACCGUGUUCUGCUUGGUGUUGGUCUUUGCUCUGUGCUGGUUGCCUCUGCACCUGAGCCGUAUUCUCAAGCUCACCCUUUACAACGAGGAUGAUCCAAACCGCUGUGAGCUUCUGAGCUUCUUCCUGGUCCUUGAUUACAUUGGGAUCAACAUGGCCUCGGUGAACUCAUGCAUCAACCCUAUAGCUUUAUAUAUGGUCAGCAAACGGUUUAAGAGUUGCUUCAGGUCUUGCCUGUGUUGUUGGUGUCUGCCUCCUGAUGUGUUAGCAGUGGAUGAACAGCAGUCCUGCAUGAAGCUGAAAUCGGCAGAGCGUGGCACAGAACAGAGCAACAGCCGAGCCACAAACAAGUACACUUCGGUUUAAGUGCUGACCUGAGGGCAAUUCUGUAUAUAGAAAGAAUAUUAUUCGUAAUUCACACUCGCUGACUUUCAAUCACUGCUCAGAACUGGACUUCGUGGGAUGAUUUCAUCUUGUCUCAAGGUCAGAGCACAAAGUACAUAGUUAUAUUGCCUGGGUAACUAGGAAACCAUUCUCAGUUCUAUUCACAUAUAUACAUGACAUAAUAAAAUACUUAUUGAGCAAUGGAGCAAAUCAAAUGAAACAAACCAUGUUGUUACAAUCACCAUGAUGCUGACUUGCUCUCUUGAACCCUUCUCUAUGACCUUCUCUCAUAUUUAUCUCUCAUAUUUUUCUCAAUUUUUAAUAAGGUAAAAAAUUCUGCAACCUCAAAUCUCUCUGUCGUGAAGUCUUUACAGCUUUACUGUUUCUGACUGUUAUACAGCGCAGACACUGGAAACUCCUUCCGAAAAGAUCUUCUCAUGAAAAAAUAGUGUUGGGUGUCCAUUAUACUCCCUGUGUAAGCAUAUUAAUAUAGUCCUAGUGUCAGAGCUGCUGUUCUACAAAAUGGUCCUUUUAUAUUUUUAUAAUUAUAAAUAUAGA
This is a messenger RNA of Hemibagrus wyckioides, 2146 nucleotides long. It is a transcript of the gene ednrba, whose product is annotated as endothelin receptor Ba. Gene Ontology annotation, biological process: vasoconstriction; regulation of blood pressure; enteric nervous system development. The transcript is spliced from 7 exons. Bases 356 to 1570 code for a protein of 404 amino acids. The record is from RefSeq and is a predicted model, not a curated record. Gene Ontology annotation, molecular function: endothelin receptor activity. Gene Ontology annotation, cellular component: membrane. NCBI's taxonomy places the organism in Eukaryota, Metazoa, Chordata, Actinopteri, Siluriformes, Bagridae.